Hemisphaericaspora subhashii is the source of this 915-nucleotide messenger RNA. It is a transcript of the gene NIT3, whose product is annotated as putative hydrolase. Gene Ontology annotation, cellular component: mitochondrion. Bases 1 to 915 code for a protein of 304 amino acids. Gene Ontology annotation, biological process: L-glutamine metabolic process; oxaloacetate metabolic process. NCBI's taxonomy places the organism in Eukaryota, Fungi, Ascomycota, Pichiomycetes, Serinales, Debaryomycetaceae. Gene Ontology annotation, molecular function: omega-amidase activity. The transcript has a single exon. The record is from RefSeq and is a predicted model, not a curated record.
AUGACAGUCCCUCCAGUAUUGAAAGCUCCAUUAUCUAAAUCCUUAAAGAUUGCCCUUAUCCAAUUAAAGGCCGGCGCAGAUAAAACCGCCAACUUAUCCAAGGUAACCAAAUUCAUCGAGGAAGCAAUCACCAAAUCUCCUCAAGUCGAUUUAGUCAUGUUACCAGAAUGUUUCAACUCCCCAUAUGCAGUGACUGAAUUCCGUAAUUAUGCCGAGGUUAUCCCUCAGGGAGAAACAACCCAAUUAUUAUCUUCCUUAGCUAAAAAACAUGGAAUUUUCAUAAUUGGUGGCUCGAUUCCAGAAAUCGCCCCCGAAGAAGAGAAUAAGAUCUUUAACACCUCAAUUACAUUCUCACCCUCCGGUGAUGUCAUUGCUAAGCAUCGCAAAGCCCAUCUCUUUGAUAUUGAUAUUAAGGGAGGUAUCACAUUCCAAGAAUCAUUAACUUUAUCCGGAGGUGAUAAGGCUACUGUUUUCAAAUUGGGAGAAUUUGGAAAUGUCGGAUUGGGUAUUUGUUACGAUAUCAGAUUUCCGGAAUUAGCAUCAAUUGCAUCCCGUAGUCCACAUAAUUCAUUUGCGAUGUUCUAUCCUGGGGCGUUUAAUACUACUACUGGUCCAUUACAUUGGCAUUUAUUGGCUAGAGCUCGUGCUGUUGAUAAUGAGAUGUAUACUGUCUUAUGUUCGCCUGCUAGAGAUGUUGAAGGAGGGGGAUAUCAAGCAUAUGGUCAUUCCUUGGUGGUUGAUCCAUAUGGGAAAGUUAUUGCCGAAGCUGGAGAAGGUGAAGAGAUUGUAUAUGCUGAAUUAGAUAAGGAUUUGAUUCCAAAUAUUAGAGAAGGGAUUCCGGUACAUUAUCAAAGAAGAUUCGAUAUCUAUGGAGAUUUUGUGAAUGAUGGAAGUGUUAAAGUUAGUGAUAAGUAA